CUCUACACAAAUGACCUAACUCUUAACACAACGCCAAGACGCCAUCCUGUGCAACUCACCACCAUCAUCAUUGCAAGUAAUACUACAAUACCAACAGCAACAUGAGCAGGUUACGAUCAACAAUGCAUAGCAUCAACAUGCAUUCAGAGAAAGGUUUACCUUUACCUGCUUCUUCGUCAUCCCACGUUUCCGCAAGACCAAGACGGAGAAGAGUAAUCAUCUUUUUCUUGUUGGUUUUGAUCACUUGCGUUUUCUUGACCCGUCGAUCAGAUUUUGAUGAAUUCAUGAAAAGUAAGCCUUUGGAUCGUUUCACAAAGAAUGGAACAUUCAAAGUUCCAUUGCCACAACCUACAGAUGAAGAUGUCGACCAACAUGUCACAGAAGUGCUUGUCAAUGAUAGCGAUAAAACAGAACUGACGGAAUCAGAAAAUGACAAAGGUUACGCACCUACAGAUGCACUACGCAAGCUAGCCAGUACGCUUCAUAUUCCUGUUCCACCAUCCGAACCACAUGAAGCCAAGAUCAAUCCAGCUGCCCCCCUCGAAGCUCUUUCAGGCACGCCCACGCCAUCUCAUACAGAUCACGUUUUGCUUCUUCUGAACGCUGUCAAGAGCAAGACGUAUUCUAUUCCAGCGGAAGUGGAAAAUCGCCUGAAUGAACUACGUCCAAAGACGGCUUUAGCAUUCUCUCAUGCUCUGUCUCUACUUAACGGCACUCCUGUAUCGCAAGAAGCAUCGCAUUCACCUCAACCCGAUUCGGAUUCAAACAUCGAUGACGCAAGAAUGUAUAUGGAAUCAUACGACUCAUGGCUAUCGAAGCAUAGAAAACAAUCACCUUUGACUGUUUUCUCUAAAUCAUACUGCCCCUAUUCGCGAAGGGCCAAAGAGCUGCUGACGAAGAUGGGCGCUCAGUUCGACCUUUAUGAAGUGGAUUUACGCCCUGACGCUCAAGCACUUCAACAAGGACUGAAAGAAGUAUCUGGUCAUAGUACUUUCCCUACUAUCUUUGUGCAAGAUUCAUUGAUUGGUGGUAGUGACGAUCUCCUUGGUCUAGAAAGUACGGGUGUCUUACGAGGUAUCCUUGAAGCAGCAGCAUCAUCGUCAAAACCAACGAUCCAAAAUGAAGAAAGAGACUCACAAAGCGGAGAUACCCCAAAUUCACCUAUCCAAAAUGAAGAAGGAGAUUCACAAAGCGGAGAAGAAAGAGAUUCACAAAGCGGAGAAGAAAGAGAUUCACAAAGCGGAGAAGAAACCAUGCGACCCGACGGAAGAGAAAGAUUGUUGAGUCAUGCUUGCUUACAGUCCGAAUAUUCAAGACCACUACGUCAUACAACUGAAUCCCUAAUGGUUCAUGUUGAAGACAUGCAAUCAAUUGCGGCACCAAUAAGUUAUGAACAUGUCAAAAAACGUGUACCAACCAGCACUUGCAAACCUCAGACGGAUUCUAGCCAAACGAACUUUGAGAGUUACUUUCCAGUAUCACUGCUAGACGUUUCGUACAAAUUGAGCGCAUAUAAUCAAAUCUCAAAGAUGCAAGCAAGAACCUUUACAUACGUUUUUCUUACAUUGGUUGCCAGUAUGGCAAUGCUUUCCAAGGCUGCUCCUAUUGGUAAGAUUGAAGGACGAGAAUUCUCAAGCAAUCAAACGCCAACUCCUGGUCAGGGUGAUACUUGUUAUACGCUUUGCUAGUUGUGAGUUCAGCAGCAUUGAAUGCAUUAACAGUUGAACAAAUUUAACCUUUCGCUUUGCAAUUCCCACAGAUAGCAUAGAUGGUGACAAG
Messenger RNA from Meira miltonrushii, 1779 nucleotides. RefSeq names its product glutaredoxin-domain-containing protein. Lineage: Eukaryota; Fungi; Basidiomycota; Exobasidiomycetes; Exobasidiales; Brachybasidiaceae. The transcript has 6 exons. Gene Ontology annotation, molecular function: glutathione disulfide oxidoreductase activity. Bases 102 to 1688 code for a protein of 528 amino acids. The record is from RefSeq and is a predicted model, not a curated record. Gene Ontology annotation, cellular component: nucleus; cytoplasm. Gene Ontology annotation, biological process: cellular response to oxidative stress.